Megalobrama amblycephala (Wuchang bream) is the source of this 1366-nucleotide messenger RNA. RefSeq names its product Immunoglobulin superfamily member. NCBI's taxonomy places the organism in Eukaryota, Metazoa, Chordata, Actinopteri, Cypriniformes, Xenocyprididae. Gene Ontology annotation, cellular component: membrane. The coding region runs from base 83 to 763 and encodes 226 amino acids. The record is from RefSeq and is a predicted model, not a curated record. The transcript has 3 exons.
UGUGUGAGGUGGUGUAGGAGGGGGAGAUAAAGUGUAACUCUGUCAGCUCAGUGUCAGAGAGUGACACUUCUCUGAGACAGAAAUGGCUUUCUUCAGUCUCUUAACUUCUAGAACUUUACUUAGUCACCUUUUCCACUCUGCCCUCACAGGUGGGUUUCUUUCUCUUUAUCUACUUGUAAAUGCGACCAUUAUCACCAAUCCCACUCAAACUCCCCUGCCCAUCCUGAACACGUCCACAACAGAUGAUUUACCUGCUCUGCCUGCUGACGAUCCUCCUGGCCCACAGGUGGUGUCAUAUUUACAACAGCCUCCAAAGGCAAAAGCUGUGGAAGGGGAGGAUGUGGUGUUUCCCUGUUUUUUAAAAAGUGAUGUGGGUGAAAUACUGGCUGUGAAGAAGGUGAGCUGGUAUGUGCACAGUUUGGAGGCAAGGAGGAAUGUUCUACAAGGAAAUGAUACAGUGGAGGAUGUGUUUGCUGGUCGUGUGUUUUUGUCUGGUGAUCUGCCUAUGGGAGAUCUAUCGAUGACACUAAGGAACAUUUCAGUGAGAGAUCAAGGCCUGUAUUUGUGUACCUUCAUAUCAACAAACUCAAGUAUUCUUCAUGGAGGUGGGACCAAACUCAGCAUCCGCAAAGAGUUGGGUGUGACUGAAGAGUCUGUGGGCACUAUAAUUGGCAUCGUUGCGGCAGUUGUUGGCGUGGCAGCGGGGCUGGUUGCUGUGAUACUGACUCAGUUCAAGGACAAACUGAGCUGCCUGAAGAAAUAACGUGGGAGCGAUAGCUUUGGAGUAUGGGUGUUAAAAGUGCGGAGAGGUUACGGUAAAGGCCAAAGGUAAAAGAAGACAAGCACACGUACGCUUACACUGCCAAGAACUGACCUCAGUGCACGAGAAUUUACAUCAGUGAACGGUGAGACGUUGAGCUCACCCCAUAUCCUGAAUGAUAAUAUACGAUUACAUACACAAACAGUUCCACUGACCCCAAAACAUACACAUCAGGGGCAUAUUCUUCGUACCUCGCUUAAUACUGAGAUGAUUUGACAGAUGCCAGAUCUUCUAAUCGUGAUAACUGAACUCUGGCUAAUUUGGUUCUUCAAACGAAUCUGCAGAUUGGAUUAAAAUAUCUGGAUUAAAUUGUCUAAGAUUACUGCGUGUUCUCGUGUUCCAUGAAAAGGGCAGAUGUAUCGAUACACGAAACCACGAUUGGCUGGAGUCAAGAAGGCAACGUAAUGACAUCAUAGAAUGAGAAAAGACACCUGACUAAAAACUUGACGAAUUUCUAGACAUUUAUAAGGAAACAGCCAAGCGAAUAAAUGACAGAAGAACGACAUAAAUGUUAUAAUAGAUAAAUGAAAUGUGCACUAUUUUUUU